Messenger RNA from Neltuma alba, 2643 nucleotides. Its product is annotated as receptor-like protein EIX2. Lineage: Eukaryota; Viridiplantae; Streptophyta; Magnoliopsida; Fabales; Fabaceae. The transcript has a single exon. Gene Ontology annotation, molecular function: protein binding. Bases 1 to 2643 code for a protein of 880 amino acids. The record is from RefSeq and is a predicted model, not a curated record.
AUGGCUAGCUUCGCUUCACAAAUUUCCUCUGUUUUGUUGUUUCUGCUAUUUACAACAACAUUCAACAGGGUGAUCAGUUGCAAUGAAAAUGAUAAAAAGCUGCUUUUAAUCUUCAAACAAGGAGUGGUUGAUCCAUAUAACCAACUCUCUUCUUGGACUACCGAAGAAGAUUGCUGUUUAUGGGAGGGAGUUCACUGCAACAACAUGACCGGAAGAGUCACAAAGCUUUCUCUUUUCAAUCAUACAUUGCGAGGUGACAUUAAUCUGUGUGUGCUUCAACUUGAAUUCCUCAACCACUUGGACCUGAGCCACAAUGACUUCAAAACUGUGAGUAUGCCACCAUGCCAAAUCUCCAAAUCUCCUUUUGAUGCUCACAAAUUUCACAACCAAUCACUUCCUACCCAUUCGAAUCAGUCAGCAUGCUUUUCUGUUGCUCUACGUUAUCUUGACUUUUCAGUUAAUGGUUUAGUCAUCAAUGACCUUCAUUGGCUUUCUCAACUUUCUUCCUUGAAAUAUCUUGACCUCACUAACAGUGAUAUUGGAAAUGAAAACAAAUGGCUCCACCAUAUAUCCAUGCUUCCUUCACUCUCUGUGUUACACUUGAGGGGUUGUGGACUCACAGAUUUUCCUUCCCUUGAUUAUAUCAAUUUUACAUCACUUGAAAUUCUUGAUCUUUCUUUCAACUGUAUCAACUCAAUACCCAAUUCAUUCUUUAAUAUUACCAGUAACAUCUAUCACCUCGACCUUUUGGGAUGUAAUUUCUAUGGUCAAUUACCAAAAGCCUUGCACCAUCUUCAAAACCUCAAGCAUUUAAAUUUGAGUUUAAAUAAUCUUGAGGGAUCAAUUCCUGAUUGGAUUUGCCAACAUGAACAGUUGCAGCAUUUUGAAAUCUAUCUUAAUCAGUUGAAUGGUUCUAUUCCAUCAUGUCUUGGAAACCUUUCUUCCUUGAUUUCCUUAGAUUUGUCUCACAAUCAUUUCAGAGGAAAUCUUCCCAAAAGCCUUGGAAAGCUUCAUAACUUAAAAUCUUUAAGUAUUGAUGGCAAUUCUUGGUCAGGUGUCCUUUCAGAAAAGAACUUUGCCAACCUAUCAAGCUUAGCAUCACUAGCUUUGAGUUCAACUAGUUUUAAAUUUGACUUUGAUCCUAACUGGGUGCCACCAUUUCAACUCAAAUAUUUCUCUUCAGCAAAUACAAGCUUAGGUCCUAAUUUUCCAACUUGGCUAUAUACACAAAGGUCUCUAGAAAGGCUCCAAAUCUCUAGAUCAGAGAUUUCAAACAUUGAUGCAGAUAUAUUGUGGGGCUUCAUAGCAAGCAUUGAUGAAGUUGACCUAUCAAACAACUUCAUCAGUGGAGACAUAUCCAAUGUGACACUUCACUCAAGAGAUAUACGUUUGGACUAUAACAAUUUUACCGGAGGCCUCCCUCACAUAUCAGCAAACGUUAUGUACAUUCAAGCUUCUCAUAACUCGUUCUCAGGAUCCAUUUCUGCCUUCCUAUGCCCCAGAGAGAGUAAUAGGGCUGAAAACAUGCUGUCUAUUUUGGAUAUAUCACAUAAUAAUUUAAGUGGAUCACUCCCUGAUUGCUGGGCCGGUUGGAAACAAUUAGUUUACCUUAAUUUGAGGGGUAAUAAGCUAUAUGGUGAACUUCCUCCCUCAAUGGCUCUAUUAACAAAUCUUCAUUUGUUGUCUCUGUGUGAUAAUGGUUUCUCUGGAAACUUUUCGUUAAACUUAUCACACUGGACAAAUUUGGAAUACCUCGCGCUUGAGCGAAAUAAAUUUUCAGGAGGUUUGCCAAAUACAAUGCAGCAAAAUUUGGUCGUUUUCAAAGUGAGGGCCAACCAAUUUAUUGGCAAUAUUCCAACACAGCUGUGCCACAUGUCUUUUCUAAUGGUAAUUGAUCUUGCUGAUAACAAGCUCUCAGGAUCCAUACCACCAUGCUUGUAUAACAUCAUGCAGUUUGAUCCUAGAACUUUAUGGACCUUUUUUUAUUUCUAUAAGGAAACAAAUUUAUUUUCUAAGGGAAGGGAAUUAAAUUACCCUGAUUUAUUGUCAAGGUACAUUGUUGACUUUUCUUCCAACAAUUUAUCAGGAGAAAUCCCGAAGGGGUUGUUUAACUUGACUCUAUUGUGGUCCUUGAACUUGUCUCGAAACCAUUUGACUGGAAUGAUUUCUAGAGAAAUUGGAGAUCUGAAAAACUUGGAAUCUCUUGAUCUCAGCUACAAUAGGCUUUACGGGGAAAUUCCUCCAACCAUCUCUGAUAUAUCAUUUCUUGAAGUUUUGAACCUCUCAUACAACAAUUUCAUUGGACAAAUCCCUUUAGGGACUCAAAUUCAGACUUCUGAAUCUUGGAGUUUUGUUGGCAAUCCUCAACUUUGUGGGGUUCCUCUUCCAAUAAAGUGCAACAAGAAAGAAGCUCACAACCCAAAGUUGGUUGAAGGGAACGAAGAUGACAGCUUUUUGAAGUCAUUGUAUCUUGGGAUGGGAGUGGGAUUUGCAGUAGGCUUCUGGGUAGUUUGUGGUUCUCUCUUCCUCAUCAGACCAUGGGGACAGAGAUUUUUCCAAUCAUUUGACAGUUUGGUCGACCGACUUUAUGUCCAUGUGGCCCUCACGCUUAAGAGUUUCCAUCGAAUAUUUGGAACGAGUUAA